Molecule: messenger RNA, 4852 nt
Organism: Schistosoma margrebowiei
Lineage: Eukaryota; Metazoa; Platyhelminthes; Trematoda; Strigeidida; Schistosomatidae
Source: the annotation of a GenBank genome assembly
GGUAUACGUAAAGUUUUCAAAUGGAGACGAAACUUUUAGGUAACUUGUCAAGAGUGUGAGUCCUUGUCUUUUCGUCGUUUAUAUAAUUUAGGUAAGACGUACUUUUCAUGUCUCAGAAGUUGCAAUAUGUAAGUUUUACUAGCUGAAACAACAAUAAAUUCUUGGAUGAGUUCAGCAUCGUGUAUACAUGAUCACUCAUUAAAUAUAAAGUGAAAUUAACUUCUGUAUACUCACCUUAUAAUUCAGUCAUGCACAUCUCUAGGUAUACCCUUUACCCAAUCUCCUUAUUUUGGGGAAACCUUUUACCAAUUUGGGUAAAUUUGGGGGUACGCUGUAGAAAAUUUGGAAAUUUUUUUGGGGGGGAGGUAGUACAAAACCCCCAGGAUCUCCCCAAAACUUUGGGAUUUUUCCCCAGACCUGGGGAAAUUUCGGGUUUUCUCCAAUAUUUCCACAGAAACUUGUAACACUGGGUUUUUUCCCAUGACAUUUUACUGGUCAAAGUAACAGAACUCUCUUCAGUUUAUGAUAGCUUACAUAAUUUCUAAUGCUUUGAAAAAAUAUUUCUCAGUAAUUUUACUGAGGCUCCAGAUUUCCCCCUCUUCAAUAUAAGUGUGGGUGUUCAUAAAACAUUUAGCAAGUCAUUUAAAUAGUUGGCUUGAUCUUGUCUUAUGUAUUGGAUUGACAAUUACAUCCUUCCAGUUCGUAUGUAACUCACAUUGACCUAGUGAUAUAUUCGAUAUCGUAGUCAGUGAGGCAGCAAUACAUUGCGCGAUGUCUCAAGAUCUUACGGUGUAGUUCGUCCGGUCUUGUUGACCUUUCCGUGUCGAAAAUGCUGAGGGCCGUUUCGAUGGAAGUCUGCAGUAAGCAGACAAUUUUUUGACCUUAUAUUUUAGUCUAGUUUUUCGUUUAGAAGAGGCUCCUGAGAGAAGACUGUCCCGAAAUAGUUUACUAUAGCCUCUAUCUUUUUCCGAUCAUACUCACUCUGUCGAGGUCCACGUCCUUCCUUAAUUAGGUCAGGAACCCUAUGCUGCGUCCUUAUUCCGUAGAAUUUUAUGUACGAGAAUAGUCUCUUAGGCUGCUUGGUUACAGGUUAGGCGAACUGUUUUUCAUAUUUUUACCGAGCUCUCCGGAUUGUAAUUUUACACUUAUUUUGUACCGACCUGUAGUGCUCCAUCGUAAUUGCUGUGCCAAGACUGGUGGAGAUGUUCCAACAUUUCUUCUUUUGUCUUAGUAAACGUCGAAUAUCCCGGCAUAUCCAGGGAUAGCCAUACUUCUUCUUUGGGACUAUCCAGUGUAUAAAUGGUUGGGUAACUUGAUUGUAUAACUACCGGAAAUGAGUCCAUGUUUGUUAUACUGUUGCUCCUGAGUCAACUAUCCAGUUUUCAGCCGAGGCUGAAGAGUUGAUCAUCUUCAUGUCUGCCUUUCAUAUGUUAGGACGGGCUGGUGAAACUGCUUGGCAGACCAUCUCAGUAAUGAACUUGAGUAAGAUGACCGCAAGAUCACUUUUCCCUAAAGGUAGGAGAAAAGUUAUUUGACUGAUCAUCGUAUGUGAAGAAUAAGUUCAAGAGUGAUGAAGAGUUUUGUAGGUCAUAUCUCGUGGGAUCUCUAAUGCUCUAGAAUAUAGCUAAGACUAUUGCGGUUUCUAACAAUUUAAGUUUGUUUAGGAGGAAGUCUGCGGUAUACUGCAACUAAUUCAACAUCAUGCCGUUUACAUUUUAGCCUACAGCGCACCAGUUUACAUGUACCUGAGUCGUAUGCCACUGCCUCGAUAGCUCAAAUGGUUAAGGUACUUUUUGUGUACGGAAUAACCCCACCAUCCCUACAGUUUAGUCUAUCAGUCCUACUAUCAUACGCUCCUGACAUUAAUCAUGUUUCUGAGAUGGCAAUGACAUCAUGGUUUGUGUAUCGAUCACUGUUUUGGGCUCCGCCAUUUCAUUAUGUAGGCUGCGAGCAUUUGUAUAGCACACCUUUAAUUCUGUGAAAAACUUUACGUUACCAUCCAUAGUAGUUUUCGGAUCUUUUUGCUUCGAACUUUUGCAAUUUGAGAACCCUUAUGCAUAAGGUUUUUUCACCGUUCCGGUGGCGUUCAUUUCAACUUUUGCCGAUCGUCUCUUAAUUUGAUCAACCAGGCUGAAAUCCUCACGGACACUUAUUCCGGGUCCAGUCAGCUUGCGUGAAUUUUCCAGUAUUGGGUUUCAUUCUUCAGCAGAAGCAAAAGUAAGUUUUAAGAGGCGGCUUUUCUGGGUACUUUCAGAAUCCAUUUUUCGUCUUAUUCUGUAUAGCUCAUGGAUAUUAACUCAUGCUACUGUUUCUGGAAGUAGUUUUCUUACUAAGGACUUAAUGUGGCUGAGUUCAUGUUCAAAUCUAGUCUUUGGUUGCUUUUAGGAAGAUCCUUAACUUAUGAAAAUGACUGACCUGUCAGUGAGGUACGUAUUAACAAGUUGUGGAGUUUUAUUUCCUGAAAUUUUCCCACUUCUGCAGUCCGGUCUGGCGUCAGAUGCGAAGGUCUAACUCUGUUUCCUUCCGUUUCCUUUUCUGGGUGUAACUAAGCCACUCAUUCGCCUAAUUAUGUCUGUUGAUCACAUCACCUACACCACUCAGUCUCUGUUCCUCUAUAGUCUGUUUUGCUUUGAUAUAUGAAUCUGGAGCUGAAACCGUCGACUCACAUAUCUUAGAGCUCUCUAUAAUUUGUUUCUUAGCAGCAUUAUUUUUUUCUUGUAACCAUUCCUACAUCUGUGUGUUUUUGUUAUCCGCUGCGUUAUUAGAGUCCACCUUGAAGGUUUCAUUUAAAUCCAUAGCUAGACCCAUGAUAACGCUCACUGCUUCCUUGAAAACUUUAUCUGAGGGCAUCCUUCUAGCUAUGUUUAGCAGCUCGAUCGCCUCAUGAAUUAGCAGAGACCAUGUAGAGCAGCGUGCUCUGCACAACCAACGUGAUGGUGACUUGCAACACCUUUUAUUUACAAUCGGUGUGAGUCCGGCGCACACGUUGAUACCAUUUGUUUCGGUUGCCACAUUGCCCCCAAAUGCCCUAGCAUGGCCGAGGGUAGGGAAAGUCAGUUCUCCCUCUCGACAUGCUCUCAUAUGGCCACGUGCAUAAAGCCACUGUCAAGGAAGUCCUAUCCACUGCCUUCUCGUGGCGGGGGUGCUGUUUACGAAAUUGAGAGUACGAAAAGCGAAUGUUCGGCGCUUUAACCGGGUUGGUAGACACGGAGACUCCACCUAGGGGAGUUGAAAAACCCUGGUUCUAAAGCAAUAGUGCACAUGGACUCCAGAAUCCUGAGGGGAAAAAACGUGUAUGAACCAAUUGUUGGUCACUGACUGCCAUAGGACCACAUCUCCUAAAGUUGCUCACUGCUUUGUGGAUUAGACCUUCAGGUCAAAUACUCAAGGUGUGACCUAAUAAAACUACCUACUUCAGUCUGGGCGCCCAGGCAGUAUUACGGUCCUCACACAAACCAAUGAUAACUGCUAUUGGCCUCAUUAUUAUUGUGUGGCGUAUAUGUAUUCGGUGCCUCCUUGUACCAGUGUUUAUGUGUUCAAAUAAGUAAAUAAAUAAAGUUGUCACACUGUAUUCCAUCCUUGACCGAGAAAAAGUAUGUGGGUCUACCACAAUGUUUUACUUACGUAAUUAAAAUUGUUUAGUGAUCUCACAGAGAGAACAACAGAAAAACUUAUCUAUAGGAUAAGUGUUUUUAAGGCUCUAAAGGUGAUAGAUGCUGAGCACAAAAUGCUGUGAUCUUUAUUUCACUGUGACUGAAAAAAGCUUGACUUAAAUAAAUACAAAAAGUUUUUACACUUUUAGAUACAAUCAAUACUAAAGGAUUUACUCAUCAAGGAAAAGUAUCACUGUCCUUUUGAAAUCCUGUUUAUCUCCAUUUACAAACCUCUAACAGCAUAAUCCUUUUUCAUCUUUCCACGUUACUGCUUUAUAUAACUUCGAACUACGAGACAUUUAAGUACGAGUGUUUUAGCCUUCCUCUGUCUACCUUUUCACUUUUCAUACCUCAAGACCAGCGAUCCAUUGCUACUGGAUCCGAAAGCUCGUUAAGUGAAGGCUUCUGUUUCAUCUACAAACAUGUUAACCCAGUAAAAAUGCUGCGAGUUCUCUAAAACUGCACUAUCGUCACCUCCAAAGAAGACAAUUAUUAGUCCUGAUGAAAAACUUGAGCUCAGUAGUGCUGAUUUAAACUAUACACUACACCUCACAGAAAACACGUUUAAUCAUGAAAUCAACUUUUUAAUUUAUUUUUUCGAAUAUUUUUCCAUGCUUCUAGUUGCCCGAUGAAUGUCAAAUAGGAUGGCAUUUCUUGAUCCCUACUUGUUAACCUUACUACCUUAUUUAAUUAAGUAUAACCUAGUUAAAUUCAUUUUAGACUGAAGAACCUCUUGAUGUUUAUAUGUAUAUUGGUCAUCUUUAUAUGUUUCCUCACAGGUCAUCCAACCCAAAAGUAACAGCAGUCCAAUGUAUUGAUUCAGAUGGCCUUUGUAUUGCCUCUCACGGGACUGUAAAUGAUCAAACUACAGGAGUUCUCAGUAGCAUAUACAAACAUGCAGCAGGUAUUGAAGAAAGCUCUGAACCGCCAGUGUUAGUAAUUGAGUUUGAGUCAAAAUCAAGUAUUUUGUGUGAAGCGUAUGGGAUUUUAACUGUUGUCCACAAGAAUCAGUGACACCGCACCAACAGUCACACGGUGACGACUGCCUUCGGAUUUCGGAGUCUUUCGAAGUAACACUGAUACCUUCAAAUAUAAAGCUGCUCAAUAAAAUCCCAGCUAUCAUCAUUGUAUAAAUUUCUUAAACAUGAUCAUUUACUCAUUAUGUCCAAGUUUACUAAAAAUAUAUCCUACACUGUUAA